UUCAAUAUAUAUUUUUUUGUUUUCCUCAAAUUCAACCAAUCAAUCAUUCCAAGUAGGGAUCGCUUUUUCUUCACACACAGUCUCUCUCUCUCUCUCUCUCUCUCUCUCUCUCUGUCUCUCUCCCAAAGCUAACUCUUUUCUCUUUCAGUGAAUCGGAUAAGGCCUCUUUGCUGACUGCUUGAUUAGUCUCUUCACUCGCCAACAAAUUUGAAGUUGUUGGCUGUAAAUUGCUGAGUGAUCGAUUAUCUUUUAGCAGCUGGAGUUUGUAUAAGACCUCCAUAGUUUUUGUGGUUAUGGCUACAAAUGAGAAUCUUCCACCAAAUGUAAUCAAGCAACUUGCAAAGGAAUUGAAAAGUCUUGAUGAAUCCCCUCCCGAAGGCAUUAAAGUUGGGGUAAAUGAUGAUGACUUUUCAACCAUAUUUGCUGAUGUUGAUGGCCCAGCUGGGACUCCAUAUGAGAAUGGUGUUUUCCGCAUGAAGUUGUUGUUAUCUCAUGACUUCCCUCAUUCUCCUCCCAAGGGAUACUUUCUGACUAAGAUUUUCCAUCCAAACAUUGCAACUAAUGGGGAGAUUUGUGUCAAUACACUGAAGAAAGAUUGGAAUCCAAGUCUUGGAUUACGACAUGUUCUUAUUGUAGUCAGGUGCUUGUUGAUCGAACCUUUUCCAGAAUCAGCCUUGAAUGAACAGGCUGGCAAAAUGCUGCUUGAAAAUUAUGAGGCGUAUGCAAAACAUGCCAGGCUUUAUACCGUUAUUCAUGCUAAGCCAAAACCAAAAUUCAAAACGGGAGCCAUUUCGGAGUCCACCACUGCACUGAAUGUUGACCAGAGUAACACCUCAGCACUUAUUGCUGACCAGAAGAGUGCGGCACCUAGUGCUACAUUGCCUUUGCCGUCCCCGUUGCCAUCUACAACAUCUGCCAGAGCAAAUGGUAAGGAGCAAGCCGUUGUAGCUCCAACAGAGAUAGGUGGAGCUGGCGGUGGUGGAUCUGUUGCACCAGCAGCAUCAACAAUUCCUCAAAGGAAGGAAGGUGCAUUGUCAAAAGCACAGGCUGACAAGAAAAAGUUAGAUGCAAGAAAGAAAAGUUUAAAGAGAUUAUAAAGCGAAAAAAUGGGCAAUGAUUGAACUGCUACUUGUUGAGAGUUUGUUGCUAAUUUGUUGUUCAUUGGAGGGGAUGAAUAGUGACAGUCCAUCGGGAUGAGGAUCGGGGUCGGGAUAAUGUAGGGUUGCAUGGGAUACUGUCAUGUGGGAAAAGUGAUGGAUCAAAUUUACCAGCUUCCCUUCCAUCUGUGUUGUGUUGUAACAUUCUCUUUUCUUUUUCUUUUUUCGGCUCACUUUGUACUUUCAUUUUCCCCAGCAGGCUCUGCAAGUUGCGGAGUUGCACUUAAAACCUUUGAUGUUGGUCUGUUGUCCCCAGUAGAAAUUAGAAACCCUUCAAAAGAA
Molecule: messenger RNA, 1439 nt
Organism: Ziziphus jujuba (common jujube)
Lineage: Eukaryota; Viridiplantae; Streptophyta; Magnoliopsida; Rosales; Rhamnaceae
Product: ubiquitin-conjugating enzyme E2 22
Exons: 7
Coding region: 294-1097 (267 amino acids)
Source: RefSeq, a predicted model, not a curated record